AUGCUCAGUCGGAACAUCUCCAUCAUACUGGAGAAUCUGUUGAAGCGCUAUGAACAGUCGCAGCUGCCCACCCAUGGACAGGGUUUACCGACAGUGGUGCGCACCAAUAUAUUGAUCCGCAGCAUGGGUCCAGUCUCUGAGCUCGACAUGGACUACUCGAUGGACUGUUACUUUCGACAAUAUUGGCGCGACAAGCGGCUCAGCUUUAAAGGGCCCAUCAAGAGCCUGUCCCUAAGCAUCAAAAUGCUAGACAAGAUUUGGCGGCCAGACACAUACUUUUACAACGGCAAGCACUCACAUAUUCACACAAUUACUGUACCCAACAAACUACUGAGAUUGGAUCAGGAUGGUGGCAUUUUGUACUCUAUGCGCCUCACCAUCAAAGCGACAUGCCCCAUGGAGUUGAAAAACUUUCCCAUGGAUCGGCAAUCUUGUCCCUUAAUUAUAGGAAGUUAUGGUUACACAAAUCGGCAACUAGUGUACGAGUGGAAGAAUCACGACGAUGCUGUAUCCUUUGUGCCAGGCAUGACCUUAAACCAGUUCGACCUCAUUAGCAUGAUGCAUCGAAACUUUACAUUCACUCGACGUGAAGGCGACUUUUCCGUGUUGCACGUGGCCUUCAAUCUCAAACGACACACAGGAUACUUUCUCAUACAGGUGUAUGUGCCUUGUAUUUUGAUUGUCGUGCUCUCUUGGGUCUCUUUCUGGAUACAUCGUGAGGCGACCAGCGAUCGCGUUGGCCUUUGUGUUACGGCCGUCCUAACGCUAUCGACGAUCAGUCUGGACUCGCGCACCGAUCUGCCCAAAGUCAAGUAUGCCACAGCCCUGGACUGGUUUCUGCUGAUGAGCUUUCUUUACUGCAUUGCCACCUUGCUGGAGUUUGCGGGCGUACAUUAUUUCACGAAGCUGGGCAGUGGCGAAAUACCACUGGAGGAUGAAUGGGAGGAUAUAGGCGUGGCUAGCGCUGGCAACGACAAUAGGGCAGAGACAAGAUCCGGGCAAUGCGUGCACAACGAGGAUGACGAGGUCGAGGAGGAUGAGGAGGACGAUGAGGACGAGGACGACGAUGAUGAUGAGGGCUGUGACGAGCCCGUCGAUUCCGAGAGCGAUAUUUGCGUGUAUGCCGAGCACAGCUGCCCCACCGGUGGCCCCACCCUUCGCAAAUGUAAUGCUCUCGUCUGCCCAAUCUAUAAUGUUAAUGUUGCAGCAGCUGCUCUCAACUCGAUGUCCCGUUUGCACGAUCCCGUUCAUAUGCUGCCAGGACCUUCGUCGUCGCACGCUUCGACCAUUGAGCGCACCACCCAAACCGAACCACCGACCGUUUCGCGUGCCCGCCAGAUGUGGCUCUGCCUCAAGGGGGAUGACAAGUUUCGCAAGCAGCGUGAAAGAGACGCGGCCGCCGAGAAAAGCGGUCGCAGCUACGUCAAUAGCGUCUCCCUAAUCGAUCGGGUGGCUCGCAUCGCUUUCCCCAUGUCCUUUGCUCUCUUCAAUCUACUCUACUGGCUCGCCUACGGCAUGUACAAGAAGGAGUUCUCUUGGUCAACAAUCAAGGCCUAAGCCUAA
Molecule: messenger RNA, 1563 nt
Organism: Scaptodrosophila lebanonensis
Lineage: Eukaryota; Metazoa; Arthropoda; Insecta; Diptera; Drosophilidae
Product: gamma-aminobutyric acid receptor alpha-like
Exons: 4
Coding region: 1-1557 (518 amino acids)
Biological process (GO): monoatomic ion transmembrane transport; chemical synaptic transmission; signal transduction
Cellular component (GO): synapse; membrane; neuron projection
Molecular function (GO): extracellular ligand-gated monoatomic ion channel activity; neurotransmitter receptor activity; GABA-A receptor activity
Source: RefSeq, a predicted model, not a curated record